Messenger RNA from Drosophila grimshawi, 771 nucleotides. RefSeq names its product NADH dehydrogenase [ubiquinone] 1 alpha subcomplex assembly factor 3. The record is from RefSeq and is a predicted model, not a curated record. Gene Ontology annotation, biological process: mitochondrial respiratory chain complex I assembly. The coding region runs from base 31 to 627 and encodes 198 amino acids. Gene Ontology annotation, cellular component: mitochondrial inner membrane. Lineage: Eukaryota; Metazoa; Arthropoda; Insecta; Diptera; Drosophilidae. The transcript is spliced from 3 exons.
AUUUCAUUUGAAUAACAAAAAUAUCUUCAAAUGAGCAUACAAGCAUUAAGGACCGCGGCUUUUAAGGCUGCUGGGGCGUUUAAUUUGUCCAAGUCCCUGAUCGGUAGUCGGGGGAUCUCAACUGCACAUAGAAACUUGAGCAAAGCGUACGAUGCUGAUGGCAAAACAAAAGUAACAAUAUUCAACACCGACACGGACGUAGGCCUCAUGAUUACAGGAUACAGUCAAUAUGGAUUUCGACUUAACAACAAUAUGGUCUUGUUAGGCCCCAUCACUGUUUUCCCCAGAUCCGUUCUCUCGUGGAACGUCAACUCCUUUGAAGAUAUCAAUGAAGAAAGUCUCUCAAUCUUUCCCACACUGGAGCCAAAGAUCGAUGUUCUCAUUAUUGGCAUCGGAGACCAGAGUCCAACGCCAACUCUCUCAAAGCGAAUUAUAGCGUACAUGAAAAAAUACAAGACCAACGUCGAGGUUUUGCGGACAGAACAGGCCUGUGCAACGUUUAAUUUCUUGAACGCCGAGGGUCGAAUGGUGGCCUGUGCCUUAAUACCACCUUUACAUCUGUCCUACAAUGAAAACGAUGUGCUGCAAACCAAGUUAAGACAGAAACAGCUUUAUGAAACGGAGUAAUAAUAUAAAUUCAAUUUGUUUAUAGAAGAAAAACAGAAAGAAAUGUAGAUCUAAGUAGCUGUUGAAAUAGUAACAAUUUGAAUUAUGAAAAUAUCGUUAUAGUUAUCAAUAUACUUACUAUAGCUUAGAAUAUUUAAUUGGGAU